This is a messenger RNA of Girardinichthys multiradiatus, 2419 nucleotides long. It is a transcript of the gene dnajc25, whose product is annotated as DnaJ (Hsp40) homolog, subfamily C, member 25. The transcript is spliced from 5 exons. The record is from RefSeq and is a predicted model, not a curated record. Gene Ontology annotation, cellular component: endoplasmic reticulum membrane. Lineage: Eukaryota; Metazoa; Chordata; Actinopteri; Cyprinodontiformes; Goodeidae. Gene Ontology annotation, biological process: protein folding. Bases 291 to 1346 code for a protein of 351 amino acids.
UAUACUUCGGCGAAGUCCGCUUCGAUGCGGGCUUCGCCGAAGGGCGGAUGUGGGACACAAAGGGGGCGGGACUAAGGACCACUCUGGAGAAUUGGGUCACACUACGGACUCGAACCAUCAACUGGAACAAUUCAGGGAAACAAGGGUGGAAGUGCGAGUAUUGGGACAAGGCCAAACAGGAAACUUUCAUUUGAUCGGAUUCAACUUCCUGUUCCGGCGCUUCUGUGACGUAAACAGCGUGCGACGGCACCUGGAGCUCCGUGUGGGAGCAGCAGCAGGAACGGGCAGAAAUGGAUCUGUUCCCGGAGCGGAACCGCGGCGGGGUCGGGGCCUGCCUGUGGCGGCUCACGGUACUCCUGCUCUCCGUGUCCUCGCUGCCCACGGCCACGGCGCUGCUGGAGGGGCUGUACUGCGGGACGGAGGUCUGCUACGAUGUGCUGGGAGUCACCCGGGAGGCCUCCAAGGCAGAGAUCGCCCGGGCUUACCGACAGCUGGCACGCCGGUACCACCCGGACCGAUACCGACCCGAAGAGCCUGGAGAGGAGGAACCCGCUCACAACAAGUUCCUGCUGAUAGCUACAGCUUAUGAGACGUUAAAGGAUGAGGACACGCGGCGUGACUACGACUACAUGCUGGACCAUCCUGAGGAGUACUACCAGCACUAUUACGCCUACUACCGCAGGCGGCUUGCGCCCAAAGUGGACGUCCGCAUCGUCAUCCUCGUCACCAUCUGUGCCAUCUCUGCCGUCCAGUACGUCAGCUGGUGCAGCAGCUACAACAAAGCCAUCAACUACCUGGUAACUGUCCCCAAGUACCGGAUCCAGGCCACGGAGAUCGCCAAACAGCAGGGCCUCCUCAACCGCACCAAGGAGAAGGGCAAGAACCGGCGCUCCAAGGAGGAGAUCCGGGAGCAGGAGGAGGAGGUUAUCCGUGACAUCAUCAAGAACAAGAUCGACAUCAAGGGAGGCUACCAGAAGCCGAGUCUGUCGGACAUCCUGCUGUGCCAGAUCGUGCUGUUUCCAUACUACCUGAGCAGCUACGUGGCGUGGUGCGUCUGCUGGAUGUACCGCUUCACCAUCUGCAGGGAGGAUUACGGAGAAGAGGAGAAGCUCUACCUCAUCAGGAGGUACAUGAAGAUGUCCCAGGCUCAGUUUGACAGCCUGGAGGAAAACACCAAGCAGACGUUCCUGGAGAAACAGCUCUGGAUCAAAGAGAACUAUGAGGCUUACAGGAAAGAGCGGGAGGAGGAGAUGAAGGCAAAGCUGGCGACCGACCCAAAGAUGAAGAGGUACCGCCGCUGGAUGAAGAACGAGGGACCUGGCCGGCUGACAUUCAUAGAUGAGUGACGGCUGCGCGACCUGUCCAGAACGAACACAUCUGCCUCAGUGCCGGCUCACAGGGACAACGCACGCUGUGCUGUGUGGACAAACUCAAAGCUGGUUAUUUUCAGUAAUUAGAGAUAUUUUCACAAACACAGGCCUCAGAAGGACUGACUGCGAGCUGAAGCUUGACAUAUUUCUGUAUUCUCCAAACAUUUUUUACAUCCCGCCCCACCCACCCAAAAAAAAAAUCAAGUCUAUAUUUAAGAUUAAAUGAAACUUGAGAUUUUUAUGUUAUUCUCUUUCCUCCACACCUUUUAGUUUGGUCCUGCUGGUAAAAGCAGGUCAACAAUCGGUUUUUAUGGCUGAAAUAUAAGUGUCCUUUAAAAAUGCAGCAACAACCAAACUUAUGCUGCUGAUGAAGUGGUUGAACUGAUGAUAAUUGUUUCAAUUUUAGCCCAAAUUGUUUAUAAAAAGAAUGUUUUUUGCCAGCAACGUCUAAAGAAACAAUGCUAGACAGUGGAGAUUGUCCUUUCUUGCAAUACCACAGCGAACCUCCAGGGGCGAUGAUGCGUCACUGUGGUGUGUAGUGAUGCUUCUCUGAGUUGUUCAGACGGCUCUUUACAUCAUUGUUUGACAACCUGGUGGAGAUUUGACUGCUAGUGAAGUCCAUCUGAUUACGAAGCUAUGCAAUGUGGGGGUCAAAGUGACAAGAUGGCAGCAGACCUUUUUCACUGCAGACAUUUUGACUUCUGACAGAAGGAAAAGCACUAACAGGGGGUGCCUUGUUUUUAAGAAGGGGUAACUAAACUGGUGUCCAUACUGGGGCCAGUGUUUUCAGUCCCAGCACCAAAAAAUUACCGGUUCUUUGCUGGUCUAGAAGAUAUAACUGUUUUCACUGGGUCCUGGAGGUAAGGUCAUGGAUGCAACCAAUCAUAAAUGUUGUGUGCUACAUUUGAAAUUCCUCCCUUUUGCUUCUAAUAAGCCCAAUUUAAAAACAUAAAAAACGAUAAAAACUUUAUGAUUCCAUGGUAAUAAAAGGGCAGAGUAGCUCUGGAGUCAAUGUCUUCAACUGAAUAUAUAAAUCUUGAUUGGGAUUC